AUGCAAAACCUAACACAUUAUUUUAAAGGAAAGAAAUGGCAAGAUAUUAUAAAAAUAAGUGAUGAGGAUUUAGAAAAGUUGGGAAUUACUGACCAUAUAACGAGAUCAACAUUAGGAGCGCAUUUAUGGGUUAUUCAAGUUGACCAU
Racocetra fulgida is the source of this 147-nucleotide messenger RNA. The record is from the annotation of a GenBank genome assembly. Lineage: Eukaryota; Fungi; Glomeromycota; Glomeromycetes; Diversisporales; Gigasporaceae.